Cryptotermes secundus is the source of this 1230-nucleotide messenger RNA. Its product is annotated as beta-1,3-glucan-binding protein. The transcript is spliced from 6 exons. The record is from RefSeq and is a predicted model, not a curated record. Gene Ontology annotation, biological process: carbohydrate metabolic process. Bases 1 to 1017 code for a protein of 338 amino acids. Lineage: Eukaryota; Metazoa; Arthropoda; Insecta; Blattodea; Kalotermitidae. Gene Ontology annotation, molecular function: hydrolase activity, hydrolyzing O-glycosyl compounds.
AUGGAGGGCGUCAAUUCCAACAUCUACUCUAGAAAUUGGAAUUUUGUCAUUAAACCGCUGAAAGCUCAAUCGACUACAAUAACACACCUCCGAUGCUGUGCUUAUGAUACUCAUAAAAUAAAUGUAUAUUAUCUUGUGUGUUUCAGUUUCGUGAAAGAUGGAGUCUUAUACCUGAAGCCGACCCUUACUACGGAUGAAUAUGAAGAAGAUGUGUUAUACAGGGGCGCUAUCGCUGAACCAGGUUGCAACAUGGAUCCCUGCGUGUCGUACGCUGGUGAGGACAUCGCUUUGCCCAUUCAGUCCGCUAGGAUACGGACAAUCAACAGCUUCUCAUUUCUGUACGGCCGGGUGGAAGUUAGAGCUAAGCUGCCCAGAGGCGAUUGGAUCUGGCCAGCAAUAUGGAUGAAGCCCCGGCACAAUGAAUAUGGCCCUUGGCCGUCUUCAGGUGAGAUAGACAUCAUGGAAGCUCGUGGCAACAAGAAGCUGACCACUGCAGCUGGUGUUUCGCAGGGCGUCGAUACGAUUGGGGCAACACUCCACUUCGGACUCAAUUCGUCAUAUAAUAUCUGGAGGCGUACUCACUGGGAAUUGAGUAUAGCAGAUUCUGGUCGAGAUUUUGCAGACGACUUUCAUGUGUUCGGUCUGGAAUGGACUGCUGAACAUCUGAACUUCACUAUUGACGGCAAGUUAAUUGGGUCAAGAGGUGUCCCCCCUGGUGGGUUCUGGAGCUUGGGAGGUUUCGAUAAGAUUGAAGGAGUGCACAAUAUCUGGAAAAGUGGAAAACCCAUGGCACCUUUUGACAAAAAGUUUUUCCUAAUUCUGAACGUGGCUGUGGGAGGCAAUUUCUUCACAGAUGGCUGGUACAACUCUCCUCACCCUAAACCCUGGAACAGAAGCUCCCCUCAUCCCAUGCAAGACUUCUGGGAGCACAGAGAUUGGUGGCUGCCAACAUGGGAUGAAGAGGAUAUAUCUCUGAAAGUCGAUUAUGUAAGAGUGUAUUGUUACGACUGCGAGUAAACUGCAGAUACUUGUCUCCCCACUGCGCAUAUGCCAAGCCUCUGCUCUUCAGUUCUAGCCUCUGGAGUCCGCACUCAGUAGCAGCUCCGUCAAAAUUAUGCAGAAUAUUCACUGGAUGUUGAAGAUCUCGUCCAACACUUUUCAUUAUCCAGAGAGUGAAUACUUACGCCCACUGCCUAAUUCUGUGUAUUAUACAGAUUUUGGUGUUAAGUG